This is a messenger RNA of Struthio camelus australis, 5966 nucleotides long. Lineage: Eukaryota; Metazoa; Chordata; Aves; Struthioniformes; Struthionidae. The record is from RefSeq and is a predicted model, not a curated record.
AAUUUUGCGGAACUUACAUUCACACAGAUACUGACAGUAUUUUGUUUUCCAUUUGGACUCCUCUUCAAAAGUCUCAAUGAUGCUAUAAUUCCUACCAGGGUCUUGGGGCAUGUAGGAACAACCAUAAAAAUGUAACAGCUUCUGUUUCCAGUGCCCAUUAAAGGAAGUUUUUAAGCCUAUUUUUGAAUUUGGGCGUGGGAAGCGUCUGUGGCCCAUAAAUUCAAGAGAAAUGUUUUUUAACAUUGCUCUUGAAUCUGUCUCUAGAGUAUGAAAUCACUGCCCGCUGUUGCAGAGGAGAAGGAAAAAAAGUCCUGUCUGCCUCAAAAGGCCUCAUGCCUAAUGACUUGCCAGGCCACUAAAAGCUCCCAACUUGCCCACCUCAAAAUGCAGCCUUCCUCCAUGCAGCAGUUCCUGCCAGACCCUGCCCACAGCUUCUUGCUGUCUGCACCCCCUUUCUGCUCAUCCACUCCGGUUGCAAUGACCCACUUAUAUACGUAUCAGGUAAAGAAAAUGCAUACAGCCAGCCACCUGCUGCCCAGCAGCUCGCAUACCGGGAAAGGGGAAAAAUGACUAAUGGGCUUAAGGUCAGCGGCAGUGCUCACCUGUGUCCUGGCAGAUCUGUAUGCCAACAGAGGCAGCGCGUGCUAUGUGGCCUGCACCAUGUGCGCAUCUCCUGCACCUGCUGGCUUCUGGCUGCCCAGCCUGCAUAUGCAUUUAUUCAGGUUGGGAAGUAUGCCUUAGGACCUGGCUGGCGGACUCACACUGCCUUACGUCUAGUUCCCAGGUAAACUAAAGGAGCGUUAUUAACUUGAGUGACUGUCAUCUAUCAGCUUCUACCACAGAAGUUACUUACCAGCUUGCUUGUGACCAGCAGACUAUGCGUUUCACAGCUCUGAUCUAGACCAUCACAGAAUGUUGAAAGAGGACAUCAUUGAAUGCGAAGUAGCUGUACAGAGAAAAAUACAAUAAGCUCACAGCUCUUGUUGCGAUCAGGUUACGUCUUCUGCAAAUUGUGCUGUGUACAUGAUACUUCCAGGAAUGCUUGGAUUUGUAUCAAAUAACAAAGAGUCCCAACUAUCUAAAAAUUCCAAGCAUUUGUCUAUUUUGCAACUGUCUUUCAAGCUAUGUCAUGUGGUAUCCACUAUUUAGCUUCUGUGUUCAUGGCUGUUACUCCUAACUUUGUAUGUGAUAUCCCUGGAAAUGUGAGUAGUGUUCUCUCCUACAACUCCUCUGGAUCAAGUGUAGAGGAUAUCUGGACACUAUGGACGUCAACAGAAAAUUACAUCGUGGUCCAGCUGGGAAAUGGAGAAACCUGGGAACUUAAUCAAUGCAGCAGGUCCAAACGAGAAGUCAGUUCGGAUCUCACAUACGAAUAUGAAGGCAACAAGUCUGAAUUUUCUUGUUCUGAUGGAUUUCUCUAUGAUCAUACAAAAUGGAAGAGCACUAUUGUUACAGAGUGGGAUUUGGUCUGUGAUCGAGAAUGGCUUGCAAAAUUAAUCCAGCCUACAUUCAUGCUUGGAGUCUUGAUUGGAGCAGUGAUUUUUGGUGAUAUUGCUGACAGGAUGGGAAGACGGCGUGUUAUAUGGUUCACGAGUGCUGGUCAGUUUGUAUUUGGCAUUGCAGUGGCGUUUACAUUUGACUACUACAGUUUUGUGGUUGUGCGCUUUCUCCUUGCUAUGGUUUCAAGUGGCUAUCUGGUUGUGGCUUUUGUUUAUGUGACUGAAUUUGUUGGCACUAAAGCUCGAACCUGGGCUUCUAUGCAUGUCCAUGCUUUUUUUGCUGUGGGAAUUAUGGUUGUGGCACUCGUGGGAUUUUUGAUUCGGACCUGGUGGGUCUAUCAGAUAUUUCUCUCCAUAACAACUCUUCCCUUUGUCUUGUGCUGCUGGAUGCUCCCAGAAACACCUUUUUGGCUACUGUCAGAGGAAAGAUACGAAGAUACACAAAAAGUAAUUAAUAUAAUGGCAAGAUGGAACAAAGUAAGCACUCCUUGUAAAAUUUCUGAACUCUGCUCAGUCCGACAAGAUGAUCUAGUCAGUGGCAGAACGGGUGAUAAUGACUUAUCUUCAACGAAGAAGCACAACAUCCUAGAUCUGUUUUGUAAUUGGCACAUUGCAAGAAGGACCAUUACAGUCUGGCUGGUCUGGUUCACUGGGAGUUUAGGAUACUACGUGUUCUCCCUGAGCUCGGUCAAUCUAGGAGGCAAUGAGUAUUUAAAUCUGUUUCUCAUAGGUGCUGUGGAGUUGCCUUCCUAUAUCAUUGCUUGCAUUGGGAUGGACAAACUGGGAAGGAGAAACACACUCAUUCCGUUCCUUUUAUCAAGUGCACUGAUUUGUGUUUUAAUUAUGUUCAUACCUCAGGAUUUCAAUAUAUUAAUUAUCUUAGCAAAUAUGGCUGGAAAAUUUUCAAUAGGUGUGGCAUUUGGCCUUAUUUAUCUUUACACGGCAGAACUGUAUCCAACAAUUGUAAGGUCACUUGCUGUUGGAAGUGGGAGCAUGAUGUGCCGCGUAGGAAGCGUGGUCGCUCCUUUCUGUGUAUACCUGAGAAGCGUUUGGAUUUUCAUGCCACUUUUGCUUGUUGGAAUCAUGGCUCUUCUGAGUGGAAUAUUAACCAUAAUGCUUCCAGAAACUCUUGGAAAACCAUUAACUAAUACUUUGGUGGAAGCUACAGAAAUGGGAAGAAACAAGGAAAGCUGUUCAGGGAAGACUCCUCCAGAAAAGAUAGAGAUGUUUGGUCAAGAAACAGCCAGCAUUGAGAAAUGAAACAACAGCAAAAUGGCUGUUCCUGAUUUUACUCACUAUGUAAUUCUUAAGGUCAUUUUAUUCAAGAAAUGUGACUGUACUGUAAUAAUCUGUGCCUUUUAAUUUGUAUCCAGUCUUUCCUCUUGAAUAGAGCAAGUAUACAAAACCUUUUCCACAAGAGUCACGUACUACAGAAAAAUUGAUGGGAUUUCUAGAUCCUCUCUCAAACUUUUUCAGAAUUUAGAAAACCUAUCUGACUUGUUGUGACCGGUAGGAAUGACUACUCUAAAUUUUGAAAACUACCUGAUUAUACAUAUGUACAAAAACAUGUCAAUUCUUUGCUUCACAUUCUUUGCAGCUAUAUUUGGAAACCCACUACAAAAUGCCCUGUCCCCAGUCCUUCCUUGUCCUACUGCAAUCGACAGUUGCAGGAUUCAGACUUCAGACCAUGGCAAACUCAAACACACCGGUAUAAUUCAACAAAGACUUCACAUGGCAUCAAGUCAUACCAAUAAUUUUCAAGUUAAACUGAUUUAUCCGAUUUAUUUUUCAAAUUUGCUACUGGAAAAGCUGCCAUUGCUAGCAAAGAAAAGUAUUCUGUGGAACAGCUUCUGCCCGAAACAGUAAUAUUACAUUUGCAGAAUGUGCAGCUAGUUUGUUUACUGUUCAUUCUGUUGAAUGGCAAAUGUAUUUUUGUUAGUGGUUUAGAAAGAAUUAUUCACUGGAUCUGUUGCUGUCUUAGUAAAUUCUUUUUAGUUUAGGUAACACUUGAUGCCUUUAAAAAUCUCAUUCAUUCCAGACUGUUAUUUCAGUGCACCCUUCUCACUGAUUUCAGCUCAAAUCUAGCAUCAGAGUCUUCUUACUUUUGAGAGUUAGGCCAGCAGCUUUGCCAAAUGUCUGCCACAAGGCCUAGCCCUGUCCAGUCCUCAGUGAAACAGAAUAAAUGGCGCAUGGGUCUUACUCAGGCUCUCUACACAGAGGUGGAUUUAAUUAUGGCAAAUGUUUGGUAGACAUGGUACCUACGCACUGUUUUUAUCGUAGGCCAUCUCUCGGUAGCUCCAUUUUUUUCCUCCUACUAUGCAAAAUCCAAGACAAAAUUAGAAAUUAAAUAAAUGGCAGCUGGAAGAAACUGAUCAGCAGACAGAAUAAUUACCAGCUCCUGGUAGUUUUAGUUCCAGUGACUGCAAGCGUCCCACUGUUGUCACACCUCAUGUGUGCAUCAAUACUUAUUUGCUGGUUCAGCAAUUGUGUCUUAUGACUGUGGACCAUAGAAAAUGGAUACAGGUCUGAACGCAUCAUUCUGCCUGCUGCUUUUAUGGCUUCCUGUCCCAGCUCUCCUUUUUCAGCGUACCUCCAGACACGCUUUUUUUUUCCCCCCUGAGAUCCUCAUCUCUCCGUCACCCUUGAUUUGAGGCAGGCGGCCGAGUGAGCUGGUGUGUGUCUAGGUCGAUGGAGCCUGCCGUUGCCUGGGCUAUGUGAACUCUGUCAUCCCCAGAUUGAAAUCAGAAUUUUUCUUGUCCUAGAUACCUUCUCUCAAGCUAGCUCAUCAACCUCAUCAAAACAAGUCUUCCUUUUUUACUUCUUGGCCAUGUACCCUGAAAUAAGACAUCUAAAUUACUGUAGCUAAAUAGUCUAUGUUCUGUGUCAAUGUUCACAUUUUUCUGUUAUGUCUGCACAGUCAUAUUAGUUUCAAUGACUUCUAAACCCAGAAUUUGGUUUAUACCUGCUUAUGAAAAAAAAAAAAAAAAAAAAAGAUUUCCUCUCCAAGCACUGCACGGUCCUGGAGUACCAAGUAGCAUUUUGGUCUUGGACUUAGGACGAGCUCAUAUCCUGUGUGAGCACUAACAUGUUUCAAAGCUAAACAAAAAUCAACAAGGUGAAAUUUAGGGAGUUUCUGUGUGAUAACUCCGUGUAAAGCCAAAUGGGAUCUUUAUUCUCCCCUGGGUUAUUUGGGUGUUCCAAUAUUUACAGAGAAAACCUCAGAAGAGGACUGCAUAGAAUAUUAUGGCUUCUGUCCAGAUAUAUUAAUUCAGCAAAAGCAUGUGCUUAACCAUAACCAUGUGAGUAAUCCCAUCGUUAUUCAGAGGAGUGCUUGCAUACAUACUUUGAUGACUAAAGAUGGGAUUACUCACAUGCUAUGGCUUUUUAUUUUGCUGGAGAGCGGCCCUAGUAUUCUUCCACUACUUUUCCCCUCCAUUCCCCAGGGCAGAGCAGCUGUCCUUAUCUGCAGCAUCUGCUUCCAAACCCUGCACGCCCUGCCUUUAACAAGGGCUUAACAGUGCUGCGAGGGAAAGUGCCUUGCAAAAGUCCUGGCUGCCUGACAUUACAACCACUGUCCCUCACAAAGCUCCAAGUAGUUGCAUUAUCUGGGGUUAUUUCACACUGAUACUCCUUCCUUUUUAGCUCAUGGUCCUAUCUAAACCACCUUAGUCCUGAGUGCUGGAGAGAGUACAGUAUAUUUCUAAUAAGGUACUAAAGCAAGAUUGAAAUUAAUUUAUUGAAAAAUUGUUUGGGGGAUUAUUGUUCUGUGGGAUUGUUUUGGGGAUUAUCCUUCAGCUGAUGCAGGUUAACUUUGCAGGUUACUUGAGCGAUUCGGGACCAGGUCUUCUGUAAGCAGGAUUACAGAGAAAAAAGAAAAAAAAGCAAAGACCUAAGUACACAAGGAUACCUGAGCAAUCCUUACAGGCUACAAUUCUUUAAUGAUGAUUCUGACACAAAAUGUAGCUUGUGGGUUUUUAACCCUUUAAAUCAGUUCCCCUUGUCACUGAAGUCGGUUGGUAUUUGGUCUUUGAUUCAAAUGAGACCUGGGUUUUCUCUGAACGAAUGAUGUCACUUUUCUCCUGGAAAUAAAAUGUUUAUUGACCUACACAUACACCUUUUGUGAUUUAAUGCAUGAGUAGCUUUGAGGAUGCUCUGUUUUUUAGCUGAAGAAGCUUAUUACUGUGAAAAGGAAAUAGCAUGUGUGUAUGUGUCCAUAGCAUUUCUGUUUACUUGGUUUUUCCAUGUUGACAAAAAUAUGUUUAAUUAUAAAUUAAAUGCUACAUUAUAAAUGUAGAAAGGGUGAGUUGGUUUUCUGUAGAAAGGGUGAGUUGAUUUCUUUCUUUUAAGUAUUCAUAAAUUAUCUGAAUCCUCUUGAAAGAGGGCACUGAGUUUGUGAAAAAAUGCUUCUGUUCCUGUGAAGCAUAUUUUCCCCUCAUUGCUCAUUAAAAAGAAUUCUUUCCCAUGGUU